Delphinapterus leucas (beluga whale) is the source of this 2788-nucleotide messenger RNA. The record is from RefSeq and is a predicted model, not a curated record. NCBI's taxonomy places the organism in Eukaryota, Metazoa, Chordata, Mammalia, Artiodactyla, Monodontidae.
UAGGACUAAGGUGCCUGUAGGUGGCACAGGCCUGACAGGCCUUCUCCAUUCUGCCCCCCAGUGGUUAUCCCCACUCCCAUGCUCCUCACACUAGCUUUUUCCCUGGUGAAAUUCACCAUGAAAACUUCAUUCCUUUGGGUGAGGGCAUGACCCCUAAUAAACUGUAUAUACCCCUGGACACAGUAGUACAUUAUUCAUUUAGUGUAAAAUUAGCCAGCAGAUGCCUCUGGUUAGGUCUAGAACCAGGAACAGGUUUUAGAAUGGGAAGGGGAGAGAGAAAGGCUCAGGGUGCAGUGCUAGGAAUGUUUGCUAAUUGAUUGAUCUGCCUGUACUGCUGUCACUGGAAGAUUAGAAGCCCUUAGCUGACGCCCAUUCGCAGGAACUGACCUUUGGAGCGAUGACUGUGGUCCCAGCCCAUACUGUCUCUUAGCCUCCGGGCAGUCCGUGUAAAGUUCGCAAGUUCAGUCUUACGGCUAUGCGUUCCCCAAGAGGAGAAGAAUGAAGAACUGGGCAUUCGCUACCAGGGGACUGAAGGCAAAAGCACAGGACAGUUUUACGAAAAGGAAACAAGUAUUUUCGAAGGCUUAUUCCACUAGAAGCAAGAUGGCUGAACUCAAUACUCAUGUGAAUGUCAAGGAAAAGAUCUAUGCGGUUCGAUCAGUUGUUCCCAACAAAAGCAAUAAUGAAAUAGUUCUGGUGCUACAACAGUUUGAUUUUAAUGUAGAUAAAGCAGUGCAGGCCUUCGUGGAUGGCAGUGCAAUUCAAGUUCUAAAAGAAUGGAAUAUGACAGGAAAAAAGAAGAACAAUAAGAGAAAAAGAAGCAAGUCCAAGCAGCAUCAAGGCAACAAAGAUGCUAAAGACAAGGCAGAGAGGCCCGAAGCAGGGCCUGUGCAGCCACCGCCGCCAGAGAUACAGAAUGGCCAUGUCAACGGCUGUGAGAAGGACAGCUCAUCCACUGAUUCUGCCAGUGAAAAACCAGCCCUUGCCCCCCGUGAGAAAAAGAUCUCAAUACUCGAGGAACCUUCAAAGGCACUCCGUGGGGUCACAGAAGGCAACAGACCACUGCAACAGAAACUAUCCUUAGAUGGGAACCCCAAACCUAUACAUGGAACACCAGAGGGGUCAGAUGGCCUACACUGGUCAGCUGAGCAGCCUUGUAACCCAAGCAAGCCUAAGGCAAAAACUUCUCCUGUUAAGUCCAAUGCCCCUGCAGCUCAUCUUGAAAUAAAGCCAGAUGAGUUGGCAAAGAAAAGAGGCCCAAAUAUUGAGAAAUCGGUGAAGGAUUUGCAACGCUGCACCGUGUCUCUAACUAGAUAUCGCGUCAUGAUCAAGGAGGAAGUGGAUAGUUCAGUGAAGAAGAUCAAAGCUGCCUUUGCUGAAUUACACAACUGCAUCAUUGACAAAGAAGUUUCAUUAAUGGCAGAAAUGGAUAAAGUUAAAGAAGAAGCCAUGGAAAUCCUGACUGCUCGUCAAAAGAAAGCAGAAGAACUAAAGAGACUUACUGAUCUAGCCAGUCAGAUGGCAGAGAUGCAGCUGGCCGAACUCAGGGCAGAAAUUAAGCACUUUGUCAGCGAGCGUAAAUAUGAUGAAGAGCUUGGGAAAGCUGCCCGGUUCUCCUGUGACAUUGAACAGCUAAAGGCCCAAAUCAUGCUCUGUGGAGAAAUUACACAUCCAAAGAACAACUAUUCCUCAAGAACUCCCUGCAGCUCCCUGCUGCCACUGCUCAACGCUCACGCGACCACCUCUGGGAAACAGAGUAACUUCACCAGAAAAUCAUCCAAUCACAACAAGCCCUCCGAGGGUAAAGCAGCAAACCCCAAACUGGCGAGCAACCUUCCCAGUACCGCUGACAGCUCUCACCAGGCUGUGCCAGCUAAUAAGCAGAAUGGGUCUUCUAGCCAAAGACGAAGAUUUAAUCCGCAGUAUCACAACAACAGGCUAAAUGGGUCUGCGAAGCCCCAGGGCAGUGGUAACGAAGCUGAUCCGAUGGGGAAGGGCAACAACCGCCAUGAACACAGAAGACAACCACACAACGGCUUCCGUCCCAAAAACAAAGGCGGCACCAAAAACCAAGAGGCCUCUUUGGGAACCAAGACCCCCGAGGCCGCAGCCCAUCCGGAAAAGCCCCGACGAAGGCAGCACGCUGCAGACAACUCAGAGGCCAGGCCUUUCCGGGGAAACGUCUCCAGGGUUUCACAGUGCAAUCUCUGCCCCACGAGAAUAGAAGUUUCCACAGAUGCCGCGGUUCUCUCCGUCCCAGCUGUGACGUUGGUGGCCUGAGCUAGGAGAGAGAAAAAAAAAAAAAGCCGUUUUCAUUCAGUUUCUGUUCCCUGCCCGAGGUGCUGACCCAAUUCGCUGCCAAAAGAGAGUCAAUCCGAAUAUACAAACCCUGUACGGCUGUGUCAUCCUCUCUUAAUCAUUUUUUCUAAUUCUAAUAAUCAGCUCUAGCUUGCUUCAUAACUUUCAUGGCUUUGCUUGAUAUGUUGGCGCUUUUUCUCAUCAAGACUUUGCAGCAUUUUAGCCAGGCAGUAUUUACUCAUUUGUUAGGAAAAUCAAGUUGUGGCUAAAGAUCAGAGGCUCAGUAGCAACCUAUGUUGUAGCAGUGAUGUCAGUCCAUUGAUCGUCUUUAGAGAGUUAAUGUUGAAAAAAAAAUUCUUAUUGAUCAGACAAACUUGAUCUGCUGAAGACACGUGCGCUUUUCUAGAGUUUAACAUCUGGUGUUUUUCUGAAAAAAAAAUAUAUACAUAUAUUGCUUUAUUUGAAACAAAUUAAAAUAUGCUGCAUUUGA